Macroventuria anomochaeta is the source of this 1422-nucleotide messenger RNA. Its product is annotated as tannase and feruloyl esterase. The coding region runs from base 1 to 1332 and encodes 443 amino acids. NCBI's taxonomy places the organism in Eukaryota, Fungi, Ascomycota, Dothideomycetes, Pleosporales, Didymellaceae. The transcript has 6 exons. The record is from RefSeq and is a predicted model, not a curated record.
AUGAGCAACUACUCGACAGUACCUGCGCUGGCAUGCAACGCGAGUGCCGCCUUGUUUACUGAGCUCUUCGGUGCCGACAUCAUCAAUAUAUCCGGCAGCAUUCUUUACUGCAAUCACCCCUCCAUCGCCGUUCGGAACGUCGAAUUCUGCAACAUCACUGUCACUUACACGCACCCUGCUCAUAACGAUACAAUUCAUGUAGAGACAUGGCUCUUCACGCAAACUUGGAACAGACGACUACAGGCUAUUGGCGGCGGUGGGUGGGUCGCAGGUCGCUUCGCCAUGACAGACAUCGGAAUGGCCCUGGGCGACCUCGCGUCAAUAGCGUUGAAUGGUCAGUACGCUGUGCUCGCCAAAGAACUUAUCAGAAGUUUCUAUGGCCGACCUGCGGGUUACUCGUACUGGAGUGGUUGCUCGCAAGGCAGUAAACAAGGCUUCAUGCUCGCUCAACGAUAUCCAAACGCAUACGACUGUAUAACAGGAGUGGCACCGGCGCUCAAUUGGGCACAGUGCAUUCUGGCGGCAUCGUGGGCACAAGUCAUGAUGUCCAUCACCGGCCAAUACCCACCGAAGUGCGAGGUCAAUGCACUUACCGAUGCUGUAGUGGCGGCCUGUGAUCCCUUAGAUGGUGUAACUGAUGGGCUCAUCAGCGAUAUGUCAAAGUGCACUUUUGACCCCUUUGCAUUGGUCGAGAAGACCGCGCACUGCCCUUCUACCAACACAACAAUCGUCAUCAGCCAUGCCGCCGCCACUAUCGCAAAUCUUUCCUGGACAGGGCCCCGCAAACGAGGGGCGAUUUCCUUGGCACGGCGUGAACUACCAAGCACGUCUUACAGGCUCAGGCUGUUCAUAAAGAAGAAUCCGGAGUGGGAUUAUAGUAAGAUCGGGAGCGUGGAGGAGUAUGCAAGACUGUUCUAUGCUGGUGUGCAGGAGUGUGAUUCAAUCGUCAGGACGGUGGAUCCGGAUCUCAGCGCAUUGAGGAAAUCUAGAGGUAAGAUACUGGCAUAUCACGGACUGGCUGAUGGAUUCAUACCCACUAGGGGCACCGAAAAUUACUACAAACGUGUCAAUGACACGACCUCGGCUAUCGACGACUUAUUCCGGGACUUCGAAGUCCCUGGCCUUGCGCAUUGUUCUGGCGGACACAGUGGUCAACCGACUUCAACUUUCCAAGCACUCGUUGGCUGGGCGGAGAAGGGUGUUGUACCCGACACGCUACCUAUUGAGUUCAAUGACAUGAAGGGCAUACAGCAUCAACGUAUACUGUGCCCAUACCCAGAGAAAGCAAGUUUGAAAGAGAAGGGGUUGGAUGUUACGAAGCGGGAGUCGUGAGUAUGUGCAUUGUAGUGAGUGGAUUUUUUUCAUGACUCACGGGCCGAAAAUUUUCUUUCACGCUUCACAUCCGAACUUCAUAUUGUUCCC